Molecule: messenger RNA, 3022 nt
Organism: Gadus macrocephalus (Pacific cod)
Lineage: Eukaryota; Metazoa; Chordata; Actinopteri; Gadiformes; Gadidae
Gene: serinc3
Product: serine incorporator 3
Exons: 10
Coding region: 608-2056 (482 amino acids)
Cellular component (GO): membrane
Source: RefSeq, a predicted model, not a curated record
UUGUGAUUGGGUCAUGAAAUUGGCUAUUCGUUAUUUAUUGUUAGCUACAUUAGCCUCUUAGCAAACCAGCCCGAAAACAAAAAACAAAACUUAACAUUGUAUUGCACGCAUUAAUUGGUGACCGGAAUAAAGCAGCAAUAUAAAACGUUAAAAUUACCAACGUGGUACAAAUACCAAGAAAAUAUAUCUCUUUACGGGCGCAACCAUUUUUGUUGAGAUGAAGACAAAAAGGGGGCGGUGCCUCCGAGAAAUGCCGCAAGAAAGCUGGGAGAUUUCCCGACUUGCCCCUCGGAAGGCUGGCGUCCGAGGAAUCUGGAACACACCAGUUAGUGCGUAAUGACAUCAAUCGACGCCUGGAGGAGUGAUUGACAGUUGGACUGAAGAGAAACAGUGACAGACAGCAGCAAGCAUCCAGCUGAGUGCAUAUCUCAUCACUAUCCGUGAGACCUCAUACAUUCAGAUAUACCAGAUAUUUGGAUAAAGCAUCUCAUUCUCGUGGUUUAGCCACACGGUUGUAAACCCAACCUGGAGGGCAAGAUAAGGAACGGGGUUUACUCCAGUAAGAGAAGGACUUCAUUCUGCGCUCCAGUGCGCUGACUCCACGGGGAUGGCAGCUGUACUGGCAGCUCUCUCAUGCGCUAGCUGGGUGCCCUGCCUGUGCAGCAGUGCCUCCUGCCUGGUGUGCAGCUGCUGCCCCAACAGCAGGACCUCCACGGUGACCCGGGUCAUCUACGCCUCCAUCCUGCUGCUGGGCACCGUGGUGGCCUGCAUCAUGCUGGCCCCCGGCGUGGACCAGCAGCUCAGACGGGUCCCUGGGCUGUGUGAGGGUGGGGCGGGCCCCUCGGCCCCGGGCCUCGGGGGCCCGCUGAGGUGUGACCUGCUGGUGGGCUACAAGGCGGUGUACCGCGUGUGCUUCGGCAUGAGCCUGUUCUUUCUGCUGUUCGCCCUGCUCACCUUCAACAUCAAGAGCAGCCGGGACGGCCGCGCCGCGCUGCACAACGGGUUUUGGUUCUUUAAGAUCGCUGCCAUCGUGGCUCUCAUAGUCGGUGCCUUUUACAUUCCUGAUGGGGCUUUCACUAGAACGUGGUUUGCAGUGGGCACAUCGGGAGCGUUCUUCUUCAUUCUCAUCCAGCUGGUGCUGCUGGUGGACUUUGCCCACUCCUGGAACGAGGCCUGGGUGGACAGGAUGGAGACGGGGAACCCCAGGGGCUGGUACGCAGCGCUGCUUGGGGUGACGCUCUUCAACUACGUCAUGUCCCUGGUGGCUGUGGCGCUGUUCUACUCCUACUACACCAAGCCGGACGACUGCACUAUCAACAAGUUCUUCAUCAGCUUCAACCUGUGUCUCUGCCUCGUGGCGUCAGUCCUCUCUGUGGUUCCCAGGGUGCAGGAGUCUCAACCGCGGUCUGGUCUCCUUCAGUCGUCCAUCAUCACCCUGUACACCAUGUUUCUGACCUGGUCGGCCAUGACUAACGAACCUGACCCCGUCUGUAACCCGGGCCUGCUCAGCAUCUUCCAGCAGAUUGCGGCCCCCAGCACAGCCCCCCUGGAGCUGGAGAACCAGACGUCGGUGAUCAUCGUGGGCACGGAGGAGCCCGUCCUCACCGCCCCCCACCUGCAGUGGUGGGACGGCCAGAGCGUGGUGGGUCUGGCCAUCUUCAUCCUCUGCAUCCUCUACUCCAGCAUCCGCUCCUCCAACACCAGCCAGGUGAACAAGCUGACCAUGGCGUCCAGGGACUCGGCCGUGCUGGCGGAGAGCGAGGGCAGGGCGGGCGAGCUGUCGGGGGAGGAGGGGGAGGGUCCGCGGCGCGUGCGGGACAACGAACAGGACCUGGUGCAGUACAGCUACUCCUUCUUCCACUUCAUGCUGCUGCUGGCCUCGCUCUACAUCAUGAUGACACUCACCAACUGGUACAGCCCUGACGCAGAGUACACCGCCUUGACCAGCAAGUGGCCCACGGUGUGGGUGAAGAUCUCCUCCAGCUGGGUGUGUCUGGCCAUCUACACCUGGACGCUGGUGGCCCCCCUGGUCCUGUCCAACCGAGACUUCAGCUGAGGCUGCUCUGAUCGCCAUGUUUGUUAUUGUCCUGGUUUGGACAUCUCAGAGUCAGCGUUGUCAUCGUUCUGCUUCUUCGUUUGUCAUAUCCUUGAGCCUCAGUAUAAGCCAUAAAGAGAGAGAUAUAUUUUUAAAGAGUUUAUCAAAACCAAAGGUCCACUCCAAUAUCUGGGAGCUGAUCGUAGGGUAAAGUACUCGUUUAUGACCAUGUUGUGUGUUUAAAUGACCUAUUCUAAAAGGGUCUGAGCUUUGUGUUGCUUACUUCAGUGUCUAACUGUCUAAAAACCGAUUACAUUGCAUCACAGCAAUAAAACCACACCUUAUUUUCAUAUGGACCUGUAGCAGUUUACAACAUGAAUAUUGUCAACCAGCCAGUCAGUCUGAUAAGCAUGCUUAAUAGAGCUGUAUGCUGUGCCAUUCAGUGCCUUAGAUGUUCUAAAAACAAGUGUCGAACGGAAAUGUUGUGUAAUUCAUAAUAUAGAUAUUAGAUACAAUUAUCUUAAAAUAUUUUAGGGUUUUUUGAAGGGUUUGUAAAGUACCAAGACAUAAUUCACCAUUAUGUACUCUAAUAAUAUUAAAGAUUAUAUAAUACAAUUAAUACCAUAACUUAACAUCUUCAACUUGAACCAUAAUAGAAUAUUGUUCAUAUUCCAAUUGUAACGGGAAUAUAAACUAAUAGUAUGAUCCUAAAAUACAUAUAAUUAAUCCAAAAGAUUUUAAUAUGAUUACAAAAACCUCUAAAAUAACCAUGGUUUGUGCUUCCAACUUGAAUUAUAUGAAACGUUGAUAAAAAAAUGCCUUUACUUGCCUUGCAUGCAUUUGCUGUAUUAGUUUAUGCUGUUGGAUAUAUCAAAUGCUGCGGUUGACCUUUACACCAUAUUGCAUUAAACCAAUGUAAUUCAUUUAUUUUUCAUGGAAAUGCUUAUCUCAGCUUUUUGAAAGAAUAAAGAUGACUUUGGUUACUUA